AUAUUCCCGCGCUUUCAUUUAUGCGUCUCCGCUCUUUCGCUCUUUUUUCUUCUUUCUUCACUCAAAUCUCUCCCUCUAAUCCUCCCAACACCCUCUUGCAUUCUCCAUUUUCGUUUCUUCAUAUUUUUAUUCCAAUGGGGAGGCCAAACAGAUCCAAGAAAUCAGAUAAUAAUUAUGCCAAGGGAAAGGUUACUCCGAUUCAAGUCGCUUUCAUCGUUGACCGCUAUCUCUCCGACAACAACUUCUCCGAAACUCGCUCUAUCUUCCGAAAUGAAGCCUCCGCUCUCAUCUCUAAAUCUCCAGUCCGAGAGGCUCCGAAGAAUUUGUUGAGUUUAACGGCGAUGUUAAACGAGUAUAUAAGUUUGAAGGAGGAGAAGGUGAUGUUGGACCAAGAGAGGGCUCGUUUGGACCAAGAAAAAUUGAGGGUACAGACGUUAUUAAAUGGUAUGCAAAACGUUAUGAACACUUACAAUGCAAGUUCGCCAAUCAUACAGCCGACAAAAUCUACAGUCAUGGUUCAUCAGUCUGUUCUUUCUAGCGGAUCUCCUUCAGGUUGUCUUGUGCAAACGCCACCAAUUGUUGUGCCAAUGUCCAUCCCUCCCAACACUAAUAUCUCACCUGUGGCUACAAGUUUCCCAUUAACAAGAAAGAGAGCAGGCUCAAAAUUUGUAGCAGAACCCCCUCCUCCUGCAAAGAAGUCUUGCAAUAAGUUGCCAACUAAGAAAUUGCCAGAUAAAGAUGUGAACACAUCCACACAAUCACAGAAUAAAGUCACUAGUCGAGAUUCUGCUCAGCAUUCUGCAGCUGAAUUAUCACUACACAACCGUGUGCCCAGUGGAUCCAGUGUUGCUAAGAGCUUGUUUAGCCAGCCUUCACUGCCUACUCCAACAAAUUCAUCUGGUCCCAAGACCCCACCACAACCAGUCUCCUCUCAAGUUGAUAAAUCUCCGCCGGGGAAUUCAAUCACCGCUAAUGGAAGUACUAAAAGUACUCCUCAAGAGAUUACUCCUACUAACUGCACUGUGAUUUCAACUGAGAGAGUCACUGUAAGCCCAUAUAAACAAAUGGCAUUCUACACUGUGGAGAGAAACCAUUGCAUUUCUUCUUCCUCACCAGUCAAAACAAGCUUGAAGAGGCUGAAUAAGAGGGAUCAUGUUAAAGGAAGGCUAGAUUUUGAUGGUUCAGAUGUUGCCAUGAACAUGGAUAAACCAAUUUCUAAUGAAAUUUCAACAUCUGAGUCUGAAAAGGAAGCAGAUAUUUUUGACAUGGAUUUGCCUAGUUUAGAUGCCUUUGGACCAAAUUUUUCUUUCUCUGAGCUGCUAGUUGAUUUUGAUCUUGACUGUGAAGGAAUUAAUUACCCUUGCCAGCCAACUUCGGAUGCUUGUACUUCAUUGGACAAUAUUUCAGGGUCAUCUCAUGAAUCUGGAGAUGCUAAUCGUGGGGCUGAUCAGGUUGUGUCAGAAUAUUCAUCCACGGUGACAAAAGUGCUUUCAGGAAACAACAUGAAUGUUGAAGGCUCAGAUACCCUAACCGCAGUAAAGUCAAUAACAAAAUGCAUAAGAAUUUUAAGUCCUGCAAAGGGUUGCAGGAGUAAUUCAUUUUGAAGAUCAAGAUGACUCAAGGCUGACAUGGUACCAGUACAGUACUUACAGCAAAGAUGCUUGACUGUUUGUUAUCUUAAGUAUGCAACUACUCGCAAUUUCUUUAGUUGCAUAUUACUUAACUUCUCUUCAGUAUUCCCACAGAAUUUUAGUUGAAAUGUUGGGCAAAGCAAAGUACCCUGUCGGCUUACUAAUCAUUUACUAAUCUUUGUUUACUUAUGUUUUGCCUAUAUUGACUUUGAGAUGUUGUACAUUUCUGAUGAAAGUUACUGAUAACAUUUGAUAAAGAAGUGAAAAUUUCUUGAACUGAAUCUCUCUUGA
This is a messenger RNA of Mangifera indica (mango), 1922 nucleotides long. RefSeq lists its product as uncharacterized. Bases 21 to 1604 code for a protein of 527 amino acids. The transcript has 7 exons. NCBI's taxonomy places the organism in Eukaryota, Viridiplantae, Streptophyta, Magnoliopsida, Sapindales, Anacardiaceae. The record is from RefSeq and is a predicted model, not a curated record.